Messenger RNA from Peromyscus leucopus (white-footed mouse), 5617 nucleotides. RefSeq names its product beta-1,4-mannosyl-glycoprotein 4-beta-N-acetylglucosaminyltransferase (gene Mgat3). Gene Ontology annotation, biological process: N-acetylglucosamine metabolic process; protein N-linked glycosylation. Gene Ontology annotation, molecular function: beta-1,4-mannosylglycoprotein 4-beta-N-acetylglucosaminyltransferase activity. The transcript has 2 exons. Bases 1052 to 2662 code for a protein of 536 amino acids. Lineage: Eukaryota; Metazoa; Chordata; Mammalia; Rodentia; Cricetidae. Gene Ontology annotation, cellular component: membrane. The record is from RefSeq and is a predicted model, not a curated record.
CUUGUGCAAGCCUAGACUAGGAUAGAAGGUAAGCACCUCAGCUCAAAGUCAAGAUGCUCUUUAGAGCAGAUGGACCAAGCAGGUGGAGGUGUUGGGGGUUCAUUCCUGACGUGCUUCUGAGCUGGGUUUUGCAGAUGGAGUCUGAGGUAACCUGGGAUACCUCCAUAUUCCACUUCAUGCACACCCCAAUACUGCCUACAGCUGUUGACCUGCUCAUCUCUCUACUAUGGUGGAAUCUGGCCCUUUCUCCUAAUUGGAAGAACUGGAGACCUCAGUACUAGCCCAGAGCUGGAGACACCAGAGAUCAGGCAUCAAGGAAGAGAGGGAGACAGAGCCACACAGGGGAAUGACUGCUAGGUCAUGAGCAAUUUGAACUAUAGCAGAGACUGGUUAACAGGAGCCAGGACAAGGCCAGCUGGGGCGGGGGGCAUCCCAGUUCCCAACUAGGACCCUGAUUAGCUCAGGCCAGCUCAGGACCAUGGAGAGUUCCAUAGGAACGUCUGUCAUCCCAGUGACACCUGUCAAGUGUUUGGCUGGGCUCUUGAGCAUGAACUUGGUUACAUCCUGCAGAGGGUACUAGCCAGACUCAAGCUGAGCCUGACUCUGAGGUCAUGGCAGGGUCAUUAUGAUGGCUAAUUUUGGGUGUUAGCCUAAUAGGAUGAAGAAACACUUGGCCAUGCAUGACUUCCGAGUGCCUAGAGGCUGUCUCUGGAGGAGAGAGGUGACGUAGAAAGGUCUGCCAUCAGCAUGGCAGAUAGUGUUCCAUGGAAUGGGGUCCUGGAGCAAGCAAAAAGCCAGAGAGCGAAUUCCUCUCUCCCAGGACUGCCCUUGGACACCAGAACCCUAGACUCUCUGGCUUUGGGACUCCAGCGCUCACUCCAGCCGCCCUUGAACUCUCCAGCUUUCAGCCUUGGACUGGGAAUCACACCAGGUUUCCCUGGUUCUGAGGCCUUUAGGCUUGGACUGGACCGCACAGCUGCCUAGUAAGGGUCUCUCUCUAUCUGGCAGAGGCCCGCCAUUGCACCGAUGAACCUCCAAAAUCACGACGAAGAUGAGACGCUACAAGCUCUUUCUCAUGUUCUGUAUGGCCGGCCUGUGCCUCAUCUCCUUCCUCCACUUCUUCAAGACCUUAUCCUAUGUCACCUUCCCCAGAGAACUGGCCUCCCUCAGCCCUAACCUCGUAUCCAGCUUCUUCUGGAACAAUGCCCCUGUCACUCCCCAGGCCAGUCCGGAGCCGGGUGGCGCCGACCUGUUGCGGACCCCACUCUACUCCCACUCCCCCUUGCUCCAGCCACUGUCCCCCAGCAAGGCCACCGAGGAACUGCACCGAGUGGACUUCUUCUUGUCGGAGGACACCACUGAAUAUUUUGUGCGCACCAAAGCCGGUGGCGUCUGCUUCAAACCAGGCACCAAGAUGCUGGAGAAACCUUCUUCAGGGCGCACGGAGGAGAAGCCCGAGGCGGCUGAGGGGUCCUCGGCCCGCGGCCCUGCUCGGAGGCCCAUGCGGCACGUGUUGAAUGCGCGAGAGCGGCCGGGUAGCCGGGGCACUAGGCGCAAGUGGGUUGAGUGUGUGUGCCUGCCAGGCUGGCACGGGCCCAGCUGCGGGGUGCCCACGGUGGUGCAGUAUUCCAACCUGCCCACCAAGGAGCGCCUGGUACCCAGGGAGGUGCCGAGGCGGGUUAUCAAUGCCAUCAACAUCAACCACGAGUUUGACCUGCUGGAUGUGCGUUUCCACGAGCUGGGCGAUGUGGUGGACGCCUUCGUGGUGUGCGAGUCCAACUUCACCGCCUACGGGGAGCCGCGGCCGCUCAAGUUCCGAGAGAUGCUGACCAAUGGCACCUUCGAGUACAUCCGCCACAAGGUGCUCUACGUCUUUCUGGACCACUUCCCACCCGGUGGCCGGCAGGACGGCUGGAUCGCAGACGACUACCUGCGCACCUUCCUCACCCAGGAUGGUGUCUCCCGCUUGCGCAACCUGCGGCCUGAUGAUGUCUUCAUCAUCAACGACGCAGACGAGAUCCCAGCGCGUGAUGGUGUGCUAUUUCUCAAACUCUACGACGGCUGGACCGAGCCCUUUGCCUUCCAUAUGCGCAAGUCCCUGUACGGCUUCUUCUGGAAGCAACCGGGCACGCUGGAGGUGGUGUCGGGCUGCACUGUGGACAUGUUGCAGGCCGUGUAUGGACUGGAUGGCAUCCGCCUGCGCCGCCGCCAAUACUACACUAUGCCCAACUUCCGACAGUAUGAGAACCGCACGGGCCACAUCCUAGUGCAGUGGUCCCUUGGCAGUCCCCUGCACUUUGCGGGCUGGCAUUGCUCCUGGUGCUUCACGCCUGAGGGCAUCUAUUUCAAGCUUGUGUCGGCUCAGAAUGGCGACUUCCCACGCUGGGGGGACUAUGAGGACAAGAGGGACCUCAAUUACAUCCGCAGCUUGAUUCGCACCGGGGGCUGGUUCGACGGCACACAGCAGGAGUACCCUCCCGCAGACCCCAGUGAGCACAUGUAUGCUCCCAAAUACCUGCUCAAGAACUAUGACCAGUUCCGCUACCUGCUGGACAACCCAUACCGGGAGCCAAAAAGCACUGUGGAGGGUGGGCGCCGGAACCCGGGCUCCGAGGGAAGGUCACCUGCUGCCAGGGGCAAGUUGGAUGCAGUGGAGGGUUAGGGCUGGGAAGGCUGGGGUGAUGGCUACCCCAGUUUUAUCUUUGGCCUCCUCAUAUCCCUGGGGGCUCUUGAGAGAGCCAGGAGUCAUGGUAGGUGGUUCUCUCUGCUCAAGUCCCCUGGAAUUAAGGGUCAGGCCUUUUAGCCCAAAACAGAAAAGAAAAAAAUCUUUUCCAGUAGAGAAGAGCAAGCCCACACAUCUAUGCAGCAUUUUGUCCCCAAGAGUGCUGUGGGCAAGAAGUGUCCCUGGAGAGCAUAAGGUGGUUUUCUGGGGCUGCCGUGGAAAGGGGGGUAUGCCAUGCCAGGAGUUCCCAGGACACUGUAAAUAAAUGCCUUUGGGUCCAGGAGCAAGAAGAGCCACUUUGCAGGGAGGGACUGAAAAGUGUAUCUGCUCUUGGUCUCGGCCAAGAAGCCAGGAGAGCCAGGAGAGCAAUGGAAAAUGGCACCCAGGAGAGAGAGCUCUUUGCAGCUUCCUCAAAAGUGCUGGACCCAAGGAGUGAGGUCACUGCUGGCUGGGAGGAUGGAGCCAGUGGCUGUGGGUGCCCCUGCCUCUGUAAGCAGACCUGCUGGGGGCCUGAGGAACCUUCCUCUCAGUUCCAAAUCUAGCCUUGAUGGCUCUUUCGCUUUUCCUAUUGCUGUUUCAUGGGAUGCCAGCUCAGCGGCUUGCAAAGGACUCCAGGAGUCCAGUUCUCAGGGUGGGACAGGAGCUGGAGACUGUAUGGACAGCCAGUAGAGGAGGUGGGACAAGAAAGGGAGACUGACAGAGGCCCCCCCCUCUCCCUCCCUCCCUCCUUCCCUCCCUCUCCCCCCCCCAUCACUCUGCUGGCAUCCAGUCCCAUUCUACCACCAUCCCAGGUGCAGACAUUCCUGUGCCCCGCCCCCACCCACCCCCAGAGUAGGCUAGGGGCCAAGGAAGGGGCCACACUGUUUUCUGGGGCCCAAGAAAGGGCCUUAAGGUCAGUGAUAUGUCAGCCCAUUCCUCAUGAUUUGCCUUGUGGGGGCCCAGGAUGUAUUUGUUGGAGAAGAUUCUGAGAUCAUGUAGAAGCCCCUCCUCGGUAAACAGCGGUCAAGUAAGACCAGCUUGUUUUUAAUUCAGUAGUCUAGGGGGUGAUGGUCCAGAGCCUGUAAGAUGGACAGCUUAGCUUCAUACACAACUUCCAGGUCUGGGAUAGAGUGGCUGCUUCCGCUCACAUGAAAAGACAAGGAAGUGUGAACUCUUUCCUGUGAAGGGCCGGAGGCAGAUAUGUCUGUUGUUUCUGAUAGCAUCUUACUGGUCCGGACUUAGCUGCAUGGCCACAGGUAGUUGCAAGGGGAACUGGGAAAUGUAGUUUUGAGCAGGGCUGCUAUGUGCCUGCCUCCGUUUGAGAGUUCUGUCUUACCAGCAGCACCUUUGUGGGAGGGGUGCAAAUGGUUGCUCAUCACGGGACCCUGCUCUCUCCCGCCUGCCCCACGGUUGAGGCACAGUCGGGACUUGCAGGUGUAUGGGAAGAGUGGGUGGCCUCUCCCUGAGGCCCCUGACAUUCCCUUGAUGCCAAUUUGCAGGGCUAUCUGUGGAAUGGUCCGUGUUUGUGCGUGUGUGUAUAUUUAUGGGCAUGGGUGCAUGCUUGGUGUGUAUUGUACAUGUCUGUAUCCAUGUGUCCCUGUACUAAGAUGAUGCUCACGUGUGUGUGUAGGAGUAUAGGCUUGGCUGUCCUCUUCCCUAGGACCUGGAGCCUAUAUAGUCUUGUCUCCUGUGGCUCCUCAAGAUGCCUGAGGCAGGAAGUCCUUGGGGGACCUUGAAAGCAGGGCUAAAGGGAGUACAGGGUCUGUCUGUCUGUCUGUCUGUUUUUCAGACUGAGGAAUGGAAUCUUGCUAGCUAGAGGACUAUGCAGCUGGGAGCCCACCACCCCCUCAGCCUCUCUUCGCCCACUGAUACCCCAGCACCUCCUGGAUGAUCUCAUAUUGGAGGCUUCCUGAGGGGUUUCUUCUGAUUCAGCUCUGUCUGGAGCCGUUUACCAGGCGGUGCGGUGGGCGUGGUGUGGGGGCGACUCUGGCGAACAGGCACGAAGCAGGCUGAGGGGCUCUCUGGCUCCACUCCUCCCAUUGAGGGGGGGAACCCAUGAAACCUCCCUUCAAAGAACUUCCCUCUCUGGUUCCUCUUGGGACUGAGAGGUGGCCCCAGAAGUCAGGAUGUCCCAGAGGCUUAUGGGUCCAUCUGUGCCAGGGCACUCCUCUGAGAUGCCUGUGGGUGCUCCUGUGGGAUGCCUCCCCCUCAAAUGAAAUCCUCACUCCACACUCUUGGUAACCUCAGCUGCUUCAUAGAUACCCCAUUUCAGGCAUUUCAGGGCUCCUGUGCACAGGUGACCAGUUCAGGGAUACUGGGAAAGCACAGAUCUAAUGGGCUGGCCUUCUCUCUCAGACCAGUAGGAGGAAAAUAACCAUUUCAACCAGGCAGGAAGAGGCCUGGUCGUGGGCUGAGAGACCACCCUGUGAGAGGUGAGGGCUAAAAAGUUUCACAUCUAACUACAGCAUACACUGGGAAUUUGAGGGGCAGGGGACCCAGGACCAUACCCUCAAUAUGAAGGGAAACUCUUUUGAAUGUGAAUGUGGGCGCAUUCUCCAGGAACCACUGGCCUGUGACCUCUAAACCCAAGGAGGCCUGUUCGUUCCAGGCAUCCAGCUGACCUCGUUCACCCAGGGGUCACAGCAGUCAUAGGAGGCAGGCAUGAUGAAGCUUUGUGGGCGCAGGUGAGAUUCAGGGUGGGAAGACAGGACCCACCCAGGCAGAAGGCAGGGCCCUGGGAAAUGUGUAAUUUAAGGACACCAACAAUAAUAAUAGUAUUAUUUUUUUUGUAAAGGAAAAUCAAUAUGUACAUUCUGAAAUCAUUUUCUCUGUAAAUGGUUGAAUUUCAUUUCACCCUUAAAGGGAUGCUUAAAGGAGAAGAUAAUAUUAAUAAUAAAAACAGCUGCGAAGUCUGGA